Molecule: messenger RNA, 1113 nt
Organism: Priapulus caudatus
Lineage: Eukaryota; Metazoa; Priapulida; Priapulimorpha; Priapulimorphida; Priapulidae
Product: dual specificity mitogen-activated protein kinase kinase 7-like
Exons: 11
Coding region: 1-1113 (370 amino acids)
Biological process (GO): protein phosphorylation
Molecular function (GO): protein kinase activity; ATP binding
Source: RefSeq, a predicted model, not a curated record
AUGGCGUCAACAACAUCAUCUUCGUUUCAGAACAAGAUGAGUAAAAUCGAAGCAAGACUACGCGCUGAGAAUGAGGCUUUAAAACGAGAUAAAGUACAGACUUCAUUAGAUCUAGAUUUGCAUCUUAGCCCCCGGAGACAAAGACCAACGUUAUCGCUUCAGCAGCCAUACGGUCGGUCAAGUUCUGCUCCGAGUCCUACUCUCAAUACCAGCAUGGGUCGGCAACCACGGCCUCAGGGACUACCUGGUCCGAUUCACAAUAUACAUAAGCCACCUGACAGUGCGGAGAUCGAUAGAAAACUUAAAGAAAUUAUGGAGCAGACCGGAAUUUUAACCUGCAAUGGAAAUCAGAAAUAUAAAGCGGACAUCGCCGACUUAGAACUGCUAGGAGAGUUGGGUAAUGGAACGUGUGGACAUGUGGUGAAGAUGCGGCAUAAACCUAGCACUCAGGUCAUAGCUGUCAAACAAAUGCGAAGGUCGGGGAACAAAGAGGAAAACAAGAGAAUAAUCAUGGAUUUAGAAGUAGUUCUGAAAAGUCACGAUUCACCAUACAUUGUCCAAUGUGUCGGAGUGUUUGUGACAGAUAGUGAUGUAUGGAUAUGCAUGGAAUUGAUGGCUACAUGCCUCGAUAAACUCAUGAAGCGAUUAAAAGCACCUAUCCCAGAAAAGAUUCUUGGAAAGAUGGCUGUAGCGAUUGUAAAGGCACUACACUACUUGAAAGAAACACACGGGGUGAUACAUCGAGAUGUAAAGCCCUCUAAUAUUCUUCUCGAUUGGAAUGGAACGGUGAAGUUGUGUGACUUUGGUAUCAGCGGUAGACUUGUCGAUUCAAAAGCAAAGACAAGGAGUGCUGGUUGUGCUGCAUACAUGGCCCCUGAAAAAUACCGUAUCCUUCCCGAUCACCGAAAAACCAGUACUACAUCAGAGCGACGUAUGAGCUUUAGGAAUUCAGCUGUAGCUGAAUAUCUCAGCCUCACGAAAGACUACCGGAAGCAGCAAGACAACGAGCUGCUGCCAGCAUCACUUCGUGAAUACAACUAUGAGAGGCCACGAUCGAUGCCCGCAUGUUGCAUGCGCCCGGUGAGCGCAGACGCGAGACUCCAGCCCGAGUAA